AUGCCGAUACAGGUGAAAGGUUCUGGUCCCCGAAGUGUUAGUGGAGGUGAUGCUGAUGAUGAUGAUGAUGAUGACGAUAAUUAUGACUCUCCAUUAACGUUACAUACCCUUGGAGAUGGAUAUAUGCCAUUACAGUUGGAAGGGUCUGGUACCCGAAGUGGUGGUGGAGGUGAUGAUGAUGAUGAUGAUGUUGAUGAUGUUGAUGAUUACGAUCACCAUUAUCAUUACAUACCCCUGAAGAUGGAUGGCUGCCAAUACUGGUGGAAGGAGGGUGAAGGGUCUGGUCCUCGAAGUGGUGGUGGAGGUGAUGAUGAUGAUGAUAAUGAUGAUGAUGAUGAUGAUGAUGAUGAUGACAAUGAUCACGAUUCUCCAUUAACAGUACAUACCCUUGAAGAUGGGUUGUUGCCGAUACAGGUGGAAGGGUCUGCUCCCCGAAGUGGUGGUGAAGGUGAUGACGAUGAUGAUGAUGAUGAUGACGAUGAUUACGAUGGAUUAACGCCGAUACAGGUGGAAGGGUCUGGGCCCCAAAGUGGUGGUGGAGGUGAUGAAGAUGAUGAUGAUGAUGAUGAUUCUGAUUCUCCAUUAACAUUACAUACCCUCGAAGAUGGAUUGAUGCCAAUACAGGGAACUUUGCAUGGUCCCGGAAGUGGUGGUGGAGGUGAUGAAGAUGAUGAUGAUGAUGAUGACGAUGAUUGCGGUUCGCCAUUAACAUUACAUACCCUCGAAGAUGGAGUGAUGCCAAUACAGGUUGAAGGGUCUGGUCCCCGGAGUGGUGUUGGAGGUGAUGAUGAUGAUGACGAUGAUGAUGAUGAUGAUGACGAUGAUUACGGUUCUCCAUUAACAUUACAUACCCUCGAAGAUGGAUUGAUGCUGAUACAGGUGGAAGGGUGGUCCCGGAAGUGGUGGUGGAGGUGGAAGGGUGGUCCCGGAAGUGGUGGUGGAGGUGAUGAUGAUGAUGAUGAUGAUGAUGAUGAUGAUGACAAUGAUUACUAUUUUCCAUUAACAUUACAUACCCUCGAAGAUGGAUUGAUGCCGAUACAGGUGGAAGGGUGGUCCCGGAAGUGGUGGUGGAGGUGA
Molecule: messenger RNA, 1077 nt
Organism: Schistocerca piceifrons (Central American locust)
Lineage: Eukaryota; Metazoa; Arthropoda; Insecta; Orthoptera; Acrididae
Product: sarcoplasmic reticulum histidine-rich calcium-binding protein-like
Exons: 5
Coding region: 1-1077 (358 amino acids)
Source: RefSeq, a predicted model, not a curated record